Brassica napus (rape) is the source of this 1297-nucleotide messenger RNA. Its product is annotated as beta-galactosidase 3. Gene Ontology annotation, molecular function: carbohydrate binding. The transcript has 2 exons. The coding region runs from base 268 to 732 and encodes 154 amino acids. The record is from RefSeq and is a predicted model, not a curated record. NCBI's taxonomy places the organism in Eukaryota, Viridiplantae, Streptophyta, Magnoliopsida, Brassicales, Brassicaceae.
UGUAAAAGUUAUAAAUAUUAUCUUUUCUUUUUACUGGAAACACAAAUCUAUUAAUAAGCAAUGGUGGAAAAGUCAGAAACAACUCCCUUCCGAAAACCAUGAACGUUAUUGAGAAAUAGAAAUACAAAUUUAGAGAAAUUUGCGUGGCCACAUCUACAUACGAAUUUGCCUCUCAAAACCUUAACUAAUCCAAGUUAAAAAGACUAUAUAACUGCGUCCAUAAGUAGUUAAUACAUUCUUGUUACCUUUGAUUACGAGGACAAAAAAAUGUAUGCUUCAGAUUGCCGUUAUCGAGGCUACAUUUUACUUCUAGUUCUAUUUUAUUCACUUGUGUUUGAUUUAGCUUCAAAUAUAGACAUUUCUGAUGAUGUAGGAGGCAACCGAACCGACAGUAACUGGAAACGUUUUCUCUCUAAUUCCAAACAACAUGGCAAAGAAUAUACUAGUUGUAUAAGUAUAGGUGCUGAAAUUCCAAAGCUGUAUCUUUUUUGUGAUGAAUCACCUAAAGACAUUAUUACAAAAAUCAAUUUCGCUGAUUAUGGAAAUCCUAUCGGUGGUUGUAAAGAUAAUAGACAUGGCAAUUGCGGUGCACCAGCUGCCUUGAGGGUGGUCGAAAAGAAUUGUCUUGGAAAACUCAAGUGUGAGCUUAACAAUUCGGACGAGAUGUUUGGUCCGAGUCACUGCAAAAAAGAUAUUACGCUCACUAUUGAAUAUACUUGCACAAAAGCUUAGGUUUUUAAGUUUCUCCUUAAUUAAGGAUUUUAAAAAUAAUUUUGGUUUGUUUCGUUAUAUUGAUCAAGUUCUUGUUGAUUAUUAAAGGAACGUUUCAGAAUUUUUUUUUUUUUGGUUAUUUUGUAACAAAGGUUGAUGUGUAGGACCACAAAAUUUCUGAUUCAAAACCAUGAAACAAGACGGUUGAAAACGAUAAUAUAGAGGUAAACGUUUGAAAAUCAUUAGGAAAUAAACGAAAGAACAAACAAAGUCAAGAUUAUAUAUAUUUAUUUAACUCGAUAAAUUGGAUCUAAUAUGUGACAAUUAUGUGCGAUUUUUGAAUUCCAUAAUACAAAUGCUUUAAAACUAUUUUGCAAUACCCUAAAUAGAAUCUUCAAACUUAUUUCUAGGCUAUACUCUCGAGACUUACGUUAAAAAAAACUAAAGAGUUUGAAACUUUUAUCUAACGUACGUAUAAAAAUAGAUGUAAACUAGGUUAAGAUCCGCUCCUUGUGCGGAAUGGACAUUAUAUAUAUAAAUUAUUUUAUAUAUUAUAUGUUUAUAACCUAUUAUAAAAUAAUAAAUA